AUGGUUACCGACUUUGCUGCCACAAGCGACCUAUUUCUCUUACACGACCGUCUUUGCAUUGUUGUAGAAGAUUCACCUCGCACGCAGCACACGUCAGGUGACUCCGACCUGACCGCUGACAUCAAAUACAAAGACGGGCACCACCGACAAAUGGCCACGCUCGAGAGGCCAAAGGAUAUUCAACCCCUUCGGUCGAGCGAUUGUAAGCAUGCGGAAGAGCAAGUCCGGCCAGUUUUCGUCCGUGCCGAUCGACAUCUACCCAAAGAGAGAGACACUGGCCGUUCGGAAAUGGAUUUUUUUGGUUGGCUUGACUUCGUUACCUUCCAGUCAAUAACCGGCUGUGCACUCUGA
This is a messenger RNA of Colletotrichum godetiae, 351 nucleotides long. RefSeq lists its product as uncharacterized. Lineage: Eukaryota; Fungi; Ascomycota; Sordariomycetes; Glomerellales; Glomerellaceae. The coding region runs from base 1 to 351 and encodes 116 amino acids. The transcript has a single exon. The record is from RefSeq and is a predicted model, not a curated record.